This is a messenger RNA of Paramuricea clavata, 4025 nucleotides long. NCBI's taxonomy places the organism in Eukaryota, Metazoa, Cnidaria, Anthozoa, Malacalcyonacea, Plexauridae. The record is from the annotation of a GenBank genome assembly.
CCCAGGGCGUUCAGGUGUAUCUUGCAGUGGAGGACGUCAACGUUCCAAAUGCCAAACACCAAAUCAUCACCAUCAUGAUAAAGAAACUACCUUACUCCACUCUGCCAGUAAUACCAGCGUUGCCAGUAGCGAUAGUGGCUCUAGUACCUCCUCGAUAUCACGCCUUUCACCCGUCAAUAAUAACAACGACAAUGUUUUACAGGUAGGAGAGUAAAGCCCAUUUUCCACUAGGCGAAUUUGUGCGAAAUCUUGGCAAUGUGAUUGGUCAGCGAAAAAGUGUGCCACGAAAAAGUUGGUUAGCGUUAUGUAGUCGAUGUUUGAUUUGGGUGAUUGCUAGAUAGUACACUUCAAAAUAAGGUUUCCGUUUUUAUAACGUAGAAAAAACUAUCUUAAAGGUAAACUACGUGAAGCGUUCCUCUUUUGAGUUUCUAAAUUGAUUGCAAUUUUCCUCAUUACUUUUGCAAUUUAAAAAAACUCCCUUGCAAAUCCCUUGAGGGAAUUUGCAAUGUUGCUAAAAGCCAAAAAAAUUUUCCUCAGUUCCUGUUAGAAGUUCUUAACUUCCUGUUACAAGUUCCUAACUUCCUGCUCUGUUCUGGGCGUUGCAAUUGGCUAACAAAAAUAAUCGACCAAUAACAACGCUCAGAACAGAACAGGAAGUUAGGAAAUUAAAACAGGAAGUUAGGAAAAUUUAAAAUGAAGUUUGGAAUAUUGCAACAGCCGAUAGGAACAUUGCAAAUUCCCUCAAGGGAUUUGCAAAGAGUUUUUCAAAUUUGCAAAGCUAAUGAGGAAAAUUCCAAAUGAGUUACGAAGUCAAAAGAGGAACGCUUCACGUAGUUUACCUGUAACGCAAAACUAAACCCUAAUACUAACCCUAACCUAACCCUAACUUAUUUUAAAAAUUGAUAUAAAAACGGACACCUUAAGUAUACUAUCUAGCAAUUGCCGUUUGAUUUGACACUAGUGUCGUAUCGAAAUGUAUUACGUUCGGCGCGUGAAAAGAACGACGUUUGAACCCGAGCCUAAUCUUCUUACUGGCACGAUUUUCACUUCGUCAUGACAUCGCAUUAUCCGUCUUUACACCAUGAAGACGAACUGCGCAUGCAAAUUCCUCUUUGUUGACGAGCCUAGACGGGUGAUCUGUCUAUGUUUACAAAUGAGGCAUUAGACGAAAGAUCAGGAAAAUAUCAUGGAUGAUUUGUUCCAGAACCAUUGCCAGCUAGUAUACAGUAGAUCACGCUAUUCUAGUUAAUUCGUUCUGGAUAGUUCGUCUUCUGUUUUCACUAGUAAAGCGGAUUAGCUUGAUCAUGGCGCUUAUAUAUAUAUAAGCGCCUGCGGAUGAUCUACGAUUACGAUCAUCUAUCCAUGUGUGGAUGAGAGUUUGUCAGUCACGCAUUGCUACAGGGGACAUUUCAAGCUCUAGAUUAACAAAAUAAAGGUUUGAUGAAUGUUCCAACUAUGUUUUAACUUCAAUAGAAUACAUGAUAGUGUUGGGAAAACAUUAAGAACAGCUAACCAAGGUCGCGUGACAACUCUCAUGCACUCUCAUAUUCGUUUCAUCCGGACUUUAACUAUCAGGAAAUUGAUGAGGCAUGCCGUCUGGAUAGUUCAUUUUGUGUUUACUGAGAUAUAUGCGUUAAAAGGAUGAUGCAUCUUAGCCUGUUUUGUACGUCGAAUUUUGGUCGCGUCGAAUGCAAUUAAGAAAAUGAGAUGAUAAACCUUCAUCUUCAAUGAGAUGAUAAACCACCUAAGCUUCAUUAUCUAUUGUUUGAAUUGCAUUCGAUGCGACUGAAAUUCGACGUAUAAAGGCUAAUUUCCACUCAGCAAAAUUAUCUCUGGGUUGGAACUAAUGAUUUUAACACAAAGAUAAAAUUUUCUAGUCCGUUCCAAUCCACGGAUAAUUUUCCUGAGUGGAAACUAGCCUUAAAACAGGCCUUAUAAACGAUGGUUCGUCUCUGGAAAGGAUUUGUAAACGAGGACCAACCCAAGCAGAUUCGAACAUGAUAAACAUGUAUUUUAAAAUUGUGAACUGUGGAAACAUUGUAACCUUUUAACAAAGUCUUCUUUAUAGGGCAUGGUAUGUGUGUUUGGAGAGUCGGGUAGCCGACCGGAGAUAGUUGUCACUGAGCAGGCCUCGCCAUUACCUGAAGCAAAGAAGCAACCUGACCCCCCGGCAAAGACAACAGCAAAGAGAAAAAACAGCACACCUUCAAGACAAACCGGGGGAGGCAAGGGUUUAGGAUCAAGACAUAACAGUUUGAAUGACGUAAGAGACAGUGGGAUUGGGUCAGUCAAGACGAAACAACUUUCAGGCAAAACACCCGCCAAGAAUACUCAGGCAUUGCGGGCUAGCCUUCAACAUGCUGAUCUGACAUUUAGCAGGUCUAAGACGAGCGAUGCAAUUUUAAGUCGAAGCAGACGCCGAGGAAUUGAUAGCCCGAGUUCCGUCGCGAAACGACGAGGCAACGGGAAUCUCUCUCGGGAACCUUCGUCGGAGAAUCUUCGGACUAGUAGACCGAAGUCGGCCGGAAUGCGUCGGAAGAGCGUCGGUAAACGGUCGCCUGAAAUUCGUCGUAGAUCGGCAGUUUCGCCUGCUCCGGCCCGGAGAAAACUAGAAGCCGAGUAUGACGAGACUGCUCACAAGAAAAGUGCUUUGAGAAAGGACUUGAAUGAUAAUAAUUUGAUGUUCGUGAGAUCUUUUUCAGCAGACACCAUCACUAAAGGUAAGUUUGCAAGUGAAUUUUUUUGCGCAUUUUUUGUUUACAUCGGGGGGGGGGGGGCGUGUCAAAAUGUGCGAAGGCCAGACAGCGCCAUCUACCUGAUAGUGAUUUUUUCAUGCUUUAUAAAAUUGCUCGUUUAUCGGUAUUAUCCAACCUCGUUCCCAGGGCUUUUCCCUUUUUGCCAUUGGGUAUUAUCUAAGAUUUUUACAGUAAAUCCAUCAUUAAUAAAUAGCAUCAUGUUUUCCCAUUUAGGUCGUGGAGCAAGAAGACAAGCUGACAUGCUACAAAAUUCACCAACGAACUCCCCCCUCAUGAAAAAUUAUGGCUCACCCUCCCGGAUUCCCAUGCCUGUCACCACAUUCGGGAAACCAAGGGGAUCGAACAGGACUUCUGUGUUGAAGGAGGGAUCUUCGGGUACAUCAGAGGUGAAUGGAGGAACUUUAGGGACACCGAAUGGGGUGAAUAAUGGACCGUUAGGGGUAUCAAAUGGUGGGAUAAAUAGAUGUAUCCAUUGUACUGGUGAAGCCUGCACUUGUGAUGAGGGUUUUAUAGACGGUGAUGUCACACGGACCCCGUUACGUCCCACGAGUUUAUUCCACAAUACUCCGAACGAGCUUGAGUAUAAAAACAGGGAUUCUAAUUGCACUUCUAAUGCUAAUUGGAAUGGUAAUGAUCAUCUUAAUUACGAGAACUCGAAGUUCUUAGAAAUUCCACAGCAACACAAUGGUGAUGGGUUUUCUGGAAAUUCAGAAUCUUUGGAGUGGAGAGAAGUCGUGACGGAUAUUUUGAAAUACGAAGAAAACAGAAUUUCUGAUAAAAAUUUAUAGAAAUGACAUUUAGCGUGUUAGAUUGCUUAUAUUUCUUUUGUCGCGUAUUAUAUUUUAUAAAUUGCUUUAUAGGUGGGUCUCACUGAGCACAAUCGUGCGCGCAGCGUGAUUCUCACAAAUUAUCAUUAGAACUUGCGUUCAAGUUAAUAGAACAUUAUUAGAAGUUAAUGAAUUACCGUUAAACCUCCAUAAUUAACAGACACGAACGGGCAACGUUUUAAAUUACCGGUAAUUAGAAUUGUCCGCUGGGUAGAGUCUCCGUUAAUUGGAGGUUCGAUUGUUCAUUCAUUUAAUAUUUCAAUGGAGAUACUCCAUUAAUUAAUAUCAUUAUGUACACAAUAUCAAUUCUGAUAUUUUUGGAAUUCUGAUAACAGGUAGCAGGCAUUUAAGGGGAUACAUUGUAAAGCGUAUUUAUUUUUGGGUUGGGUUAUAAAUGAUGUAUAUUUAUUCAGAGCAUAAAAGAAAAUAUGAAAAAUACUCG